Molecule: messenger RNA, 327 nt
Organism: Myxozyma melibiosi
Lineage: Eukaryota; Fungi; Ascomycota; Lipomycetes; Lipomycetales; Lipomycetaceae
Product: bola protein
Exons: 2
Coding region: 1-327 (108 amino acids)
Biological process (GO): [4Fe-4S] cluster assembly
Cellular component (GO): mitochondrial matrix
Source: RefSeq, a predicted model, not a curated record
AUGUCCUCGACCACCAGCACGCCCUACGCCGAUAAGAUAAAGUCCAAAAUCGAGCAGACCAUGAACCCGGUCUACUUCCAGCUCUACAACGACUCGCACAAGCACGCGCACCACAAGCCGAUGGCGGGAAACACCAAUCCCGAGACGCACUUUAGACUUGAGAUUGUGUCGGAUUUUUUCGAGGGAAAGAGACUGCCGAUGAGGCAUAGAGCUGUGUAUCAGUUGUUUGAGAAGGAGAUGGCGGAGGAGGGUGGGAUUCAUGCGAUGCAGCUCAAGACGCUCACGCCUAAAGAGUGGGAGGAGAGGAAGGCCAAGGAGGCCUUAUGA